UUCAGACUUCAGAGACGAACUGACGUGUUUUUAUGCUCUAUAAUGUAUUAAUUUUAAAACAAUUGAAUAUUAUGAAUUAAUAUUUAUAAUUUAUUGUAAAUAACAAUAAUCAUGAGAUACUUACUUAAAUAGUCCUUAAAAUAAUAUAAAAGUGAAAAGAAAAUACAAGCGAUUUCUAGCACCUGACUUAUUUACAGCAUCAUAUGUUAACAUACAGUGAAAAACUACACGCUAUUAUAUAAAAUGUUUAAUUUAGAGCAUGUAUCUCGUGUCAGAAGAUUAUAUAAACUGAUAUUUCGGGUACACCGCGCAUUACCACCAGAGCUACGGGUUCUAGGUGACAAUUAUGCCAGGGAAGAAUUUAAAAGACAUAAAAAUUGUAACCCCCAAGAGGCAAGAAUUUUUCUUAACGAGUGGACGGAUUAUGCAAUAAAUGUAGCGAAACAGACUAAACCAUUAAAUCAAGCAAAAACCAAGGUCGUUGGAAAGUAUCUAGAACCAGAACUGUUGGAGCAUAUGACUGAUGAUCAACUAGUGCAACUGUAUGAAUUACAUAAAGCAGCAGCUCAUAGGACCCAUGAAGACACAGGUGCAAUAGAUAUAUCUAAGGAUGUCAAAUAACUUGAUUUAGUAAGCUUGAUUAUUAAAUGUCAAUAUGUAUGUAGAUUAGUGAAAAAUUCAGUUUAUUUAAUAUAAAUAAUAUUUUUUUAAACUUACACUUGACAGAAAAAUAAAUUUAUAUUAGAUGUAGGAGUAUCCAUUCUAAAUAUUUAAUUGUAGGUUUAUUAUAAUAAUUUAUAAGAUUUCGCUUUAAUCAAUUGACAAUUAAUAUGCCCAGAACUAAUAUUCUGGGCAUUCAAUUUUUAAUUUGUAUUACCAUAUUAAUAAAAUAAUCUAGUCAACAUAAUGUUUUAAAUAAUUUAAAUAAUUCACAUCC
Molecule: messenger RNA, 937 nt
Organism: Zerene cesonia (dogface butterfly)
Lineage: Eukaryota; Metazoa; Arthropoda; Insecta; Lepidoptera; Pieridae
Gene: Sdhaf3
Product: succinate dehydrogenase assembly factor 3, mitochondrial
Exons: 2
Coding region: 244-621 (125 amino acids)
Biological process (GO): succinate metabolic process; mitochondrial respiratory chain complex II assembly
Cellular component (GO): mitochondrial intermembrane space; mitochondrion
Source: RefSeq, a predicted model, not a curated record